Quercus robur (English oak) is the source of this 1879-nucleotide messenger RNA. Its product is annotated as membrane protein of ER body 2-like. The transcript is spliced from 9 exons. Lineage: Eukaryota; Viridiplantae; Streptophyta; Magnoliopsida; Fagales; Fagaceae. The coding region runs from base 99 to 1799 and encodes 566 amino acids. The record is from RefSeq and is a predicted model, not a curated record.
CAAUGACAUACAGCUAAUAAAGUGAGACACUACUAGCAGCAAUGACAUGUAGAAAAUAGAAACAAGGCUUUCUUAGGAAAUCAGGCACACAAAGGUCAAUGGAGGAAGUUGGAAGCAGAGGCACUGAAAGCCAGAAUGGGUUUUCUAGGAAGGUGGCCUCACCAACAUAUCACCAUGGUUCUACCAGCACUAAUGGCAAUGGUUUGUCCUCAGAGCAUAAUGGUGGAACUGAGUCUCUCCUUGAAAAAACAGGUGAAUUUUCCAAGGGAUAUUCUGGAUUGAAAAAUGGUGUUGAUUUUUGGGAUUCUAAGACAAGUCCUGGACAUGUCACACUGGAUGUUACACUCACAGCAGAAAAUUCUGGCAUUCAAAAUGGUGGCGAAAUUAACCUUGAAGUUGAGGAUAAGUGUAAGAAUGAAGACACCUAUGUUGUUACUCCACCACUCUCCCAGAACUCACUUCAGAACCAAAAUGCAAAGGAUAUUUCUAUCAAAAUAGAAAGUGAACUGAAAGAGACAGAACUGUAUCUUGAAACACUAUACAAGAAACCUGGCAAACACGAUUUCUACUGCCCUAAUUGUAAAGUUUGCAUCGACAAGGUCCUUAUUCGUAGUGAAGAAGUGAAGUGCCCAACAUGCUUCGAAUUCCUCAAACCUAUAGGCGAAUGGAUCUUUGGUGAGUGGAAAUCUUCUAAACGAGAAAAUGAUCCUGAGAUUCCACGUGAUGACAAAAGGCCAUAUAAUAGUGCAAUCACAAGUUUAGGUGUUGUUAUAUCUGUCGCCAGUGCUGAUGCCGCUACAAAAAAUGAUCGCGAGAUUCCACACAUUGACAAAAGUCCAUAUAAUAAUGCAGCACCACCAUCAACUAGUGCAAUCACAAGUUUAAGUGCUGUUCCAUUUGCAGCCAGUGCAGAUGCUGCCACAAAAAAUGAUCCUGAGAUUCCAUGCGAUGACAAAAAGGCAAAUAAUAAUGUGGCACCACCAUCACCUGGUUCAAUCACAAGUUUAAGUGUUGGGCCAACUGCAGUAAGUGCUGAUGCUGCUUCAAAAAAUGAUCAUAAGAUUCCAUCCGAUGACAAAAUGGCAAAUAAUAAAGUGCAAGUGCAAACAGCACCACCACUAUCUCCACCGUUGACAUCGCCACCACCUCCUGCUAGUGCAGUAAAGCAUGAAAUCCUGAAAAGUAUUGUAUUCGGUGGUUUAACUGAGUCAAUCACAAGUUUAGGUGUUGUGACAUCUGCAGCCAGUGCUGAUGCUACUACAAUGAACAUUAUAGCCUUGGCAUUGGCAAACCUAGUUGGUGGACUUUUCGUCAUUGGUCAUAAUCUUAAGGAAUUGAAGAAUGAUCCAUCCAGAGUGGCCUCGAAUGGAACAGAAGAAGAAGUGGAUCGGUACCAAGAAGUAUUGGGGCAGAAAAGGAAUUUCAUUCUUCAUGCCUCAGUUGCCAUAUUAUCCUUCCUUGUAUUUGGCUUAGUGCCCCCUGUGGUCUAUGGCUUCUCCUUUUAUGAGAGUGACAAUAGGGACCUUAAGCUUGCAGCAGUUGCAGCAGCUUCUCUUUUAUGCAUCACACUACUUGCCAUUGUGAAGGCUUACAUCCAAAAGCCAACCGAUUGGUACAACUAUAUCACAAAUAUAUUGUACUACUUGGCAAUUGCGCUUGGGGUCUCUGGCAUUUCUUUCUUAGCAGGUUACUUGGUUAGAAAACUCAUUGAGAAGCUCGGUUGGUUUGAGUCAAAUGUAGCUGCCACUCUGUCCCUUCCUGAGAUGAAUUUAGUGAAACCUGCUUGGGCAUCCUACUGAUUUCAUGGGAUCCAAACAUGUUAUUGAUGCCACGUGGCUGCAAACAUCAUCAUUAGCAAAUAAAAAUUCUUUGUUCCACA